CAUGUCAUACAAAUGUCUCGUAUGACUAGUAUGUUUAAAUCAUUUACUGAAUGUGUGACACUAAUUUGUUUUAAACGUGAACUAUGUCCGAAAAUUCAGAACGAGUUACAUUGCUGAAUGAAUCUAGAGAAUUCAUUCCAAGUGAUGCUGUGACUGAUAGUUCUAACAACGGGAAUUAUCAAUGGAUGGUGUUCAGAGAUUGUAUGAAUACGUUUGUGCACUCCUUAAUAGCUUUGAGUGUGUUUGUGACGCUGUGUUUCGCGUUCCAGUCAAUUCCAUUAAGUGCCUUUCAACUACAUAUCUGCCUCUCGGUUGCUGGGUACCAGCUGUUGAUGUCACACGGGAUACUUAGUAUAGCGUGCUAUAAUGGUUGGUCUUCUUCUAUGAAACACUCUCACCGAAGGAGGAGUCAUUGGAUCUUGCAGCUCGCCGGUUCGAUAUUAGCAAUUGCAGGUUCCGUGAUUAUGAUAAGGCACAAAACUGUUAAUUUUAACACGGUUCAUGGGAAGUUAGCAUUAGCAGCUCUCACGUUCACGUGUGUGAGCCUUUUAAACGGGGUUAUGACGUUGUACAAAGUAGGUGUCGGAAAUGCUGUAUCUUCACAAACUUUUAAGAUAAGCCAUUUAAUGAUUGGAUCAUCGGCUUUCGCUGUUUCGUCCGUGUGCCUAUCAUUUGGUUUUAUCAAAGAAUCGUUCAGGAAUUGGUCGUCAAAUGAAUUCGCUUAUAUUAUGAUUGCCAUAACAUCCUCAUAUACAAUUAUUAUAGUUUUAAAGCCUUGGUUUACCAUUAUAAGUAAACUUACAAAUAAAGUCAAGUCAAAAAUAUGUUAA
This is a messenger RNA of Vanessa tameamea, 830 nucleotides long. RefSeq lists its product as uncharacterized. The transcript is spliced from 3 exons. Gene Ontology annotation, molecular function: transmembrane monodehydroascorbate reductase activity; heme binding. NCBI's taxonomy places the organism in Eukaryota, Metazoa, Arthropoda, Insecta, Lepidoptera, Nymphalidae. Bases 84 to 830 code for a protein of 248 amino acids. The record is from RefSeq and is a predicted model, not a curated record.